Messenger RNA from Alexandromys fortis (reed vole), 1186 nucleotides. RefSeq names its product chromosome unknown C5orf47 homolog (gene CUNH5orf47). Bases 88 to 597 code for a protein of 169 amino acids. The transcript has 5 exons. Lineage: Eukaryota; Metazoa; Chordata; Mammalia; Rodentia; Cricetidae. The record is from RefSeq and is a predicted model, not a curated record.
CACACACACAGACACAAACACAUACACACACCCCAGUCCUGCCCGGGUAGGAGCUGAGGCGCGUCCGUUACUUGGCUGAAGACAGACAUGGUUCCGGCCGGCAGCCACCAUCGGCCGCAGGGGCCUCCCCUGAUCUACGUGACCCGCUUCGCCUCGCACCGCGGUGGCGUGUGGCAGUUGAGGGGCCCCCGAGGUCUCCGCCAUCAAGGCCCAGGGCUCGGGGCCUGCUCCGUCGUGGAGCGAGCGGCCGUGGAGAGUGGGCCCCCAGGACGAGAGCUGCCCACCGGCGCCCAGGCCCGGGUCGCCACCAUCCCCGACUCCACCUCUUUCCAGCUGCGGAGGUCGAGAACGCCGACAGCGCCCAGGGACCUGGAGCAAGCGGCGCGAGCAGGUUUAAAGCAGAAAACUGCAGCUGAAGAGUUUGAUUUCCCCAUACCACUGGAUGAGUCCUCCAAAACAAUGAAGGAAAUGAAAAAGGUCUUAGCGUGGAAAAAAGUUAGCAAAGUCAUUUCCAGAAUGAUUGCAGAAAAUGAAAACUACAGACACAGACUGAAGUGCCAAAAUUUAUCUAGUGAAAUUGGAGUUAGUACAAGAUGAAUGUGAAUCUUCCUGUCUUCUCUGAUUUUUAUUUCUUUAAAAGAAAAAUUAUAUGAGAAGUCAAGAACCUGCAUAAGGAAAAGUGACUAUCCCCCAACCAUGCUGGCAUGACUUUGUAUUGCUAACCUCCAAAACCACAAGAAACACAUCUGUGCAACUUGUUAGGACUUAGGCUGUGGUCCUGACAUCCUGAAUGGCCUGAGGGAGCGUCUACUUCACACCUGCUCCUUGUUCAGCCUUGCACCAUCUAAUAAAUUGUGCCACCCCCACCAGGAUUCAAGCAGAUCCUGGUACCUCCUUUCUCACUUCUUUUCUAAACACUACCUGAUAACUCUUCCUUUCAUAUCUCCCUCUAAUCAAUUCCCUCUCUCCAUCAUCAUGAUUCCACUUUAGUCCAAUUCCUCUCCCUACCUAACAAGUCUCUUCACAACCAUGUUGUCUUGCUGCAUUGAAUACAUUAAAACUCAUGUUGGAAAUGCAUGGCAAUGUAACGAUAUUGGGUUGGUAGGACCUUUUAAGAGGUAUUUGGAUCAUGGGGUACCACUAUGAAUAGAUCAGUGUAGUUGCGAUGAGCAUGAGCAGUUUUUCC